AUGUCCCGAAAUCAAUUGCCAGAUUCGUCGUCUUCGCCGCCCAUUAGCCAUUUACCCUUCCACAAUUUCGACGAUGAUCUGAUCAACGAUUUGCCCUCCUGCAUUUAUGCGGGUCAGCAUCAAGGCGGAGGCGCCACCGGUGGAGGUGGUGGAUCGGGAGGUGCCGGUGGCAGUUCUGGACUGCGUCUGAGCUCCAACAACCUGCGUCACAUCCAGCAGCAUUAUAUGCAACAUAGCGGAGAAAAUCUACUUGACUCCUCUACCAACCCAAUGGGGGUGCACAAUUCCGGGGGAGGAGCGCCCUUAAUGUGCAACAGCCCCAGUGCCAGCAGCAGUGGAGGAGGUUGCGGCAACGCAGGAUCUGCUACUCCUGGCGGUGCAGGUGGUCCCAAUCCUGGAUAUGGAUCCGUGGGAGCUGCAACUGCGUCCAGCUACAAAAUGCAGCGACAGGCGGCCAAUGUGCGGGAAAGGAAACGCAUCCAGAGGUCCGCCCCAACUGGCAGCAUCAAUUCGGCUUUCGAUGAGCUAAGGGUCCAUGUACCCACAUUUCCGUACGAGAAACGUCUGAGCAAGAUCGACACUCUGCGGCUUGCCAUCGCCUACAUAUCUCUGCUCCGUGAGGUACUACAAACCGACUACGAUCCCCUAACCUACGUGGAGAAGUGUCUGCGCGGGGAGAUCAAAGCGGACAGGGCCAAUUGGAAUACGAGUGAUCUCACAGCUCGUCUGUCCUGGAUCAACUGGGAGAAUCUCGGAGUACAUCCUGGUAGGCGAACCCUGCUUACCUCGUUGGCUCUGUCCUCGGAACCCAUGUGCGGAGCUCAUUGCGGAAUGCCGUAGAUUCACCCUAUAAAUUUGAGCCUUAGCCCAUCAACUGCUGAAAGCACUUAC
Molecule: messenger RNA, 891 nt
Organism: Drosophila mauritiana
Lineage: Eukaryota; Metazoa; Arthropoda; Insecta; Diptera; Drosophilidae
Gene: Fer2
Product: twist-related protein 1
Exons: 5
Coding region: 1-840 (279 amino acids)
Biological process (GO): developmental process; regulation of transcription by RNA polymerase II
Molecular function (GO): RNA polymerase II transcription regulatory region sequence-specific DNA binding; protein dimerization activity; DNA-binding transcription factor activity, RNA polymerase II-specific
Source: RefSeq, a predicted model, not a curated record